Messenger RNA from Hibiscus syriacus, 1451 nucleotides. Its product is annotated as gamma-glutamyl hydrolase 2-like. Gene Ontology annotation, cellular component: vacuole. The record is from RefSeq and is a predicted model, not a curated record. The transcript is spliced from 10 exons. Gene Ontology annotation, biological process: tetrahydrofolylpolyglutamate metabolic process. Lineage: Eukaryota; Viridiplantae; Streptophyta; Magnoliopsida; Malvales; Malvaceae. Gene Ontology annotation, molecular function: gamma-glutamyl-peptidase activity. The coding region runs from base 57 to 1214 and encodes 385 amino acids.
UUUUAUAAUUUUCCUUUCUUUUUCCUUCCCUUCUCUCUCCAUGCCAAUUCACCAAAAUGCCCUCCUUGUUUCGCUCUAACUCAUCAUCUCCCCCUCCCUCGUCCGCUCCGCCUAACGACACCGUCCCUUGCCCUCCCUCCUCCGACGAAAUGUGGAAUUACCUUCUUGUCCCCAUCCUCCUCUACCUCUCAAAAGAACUCUCCCUUGCUAAAGCCCAAACCUCCACUGGACUCCUCCUCCCGAGUCAACGUGGCGACGGCUCGUCCACCGAUUCAUCGACUGCUUCCUCUCCGAGUUGCACGGUUCUUGACCCAAAUCUCUAUUAUCGGCCGGUGAUCGGAAUUCUUACUCAUCCGGGAGACGGCGCGUCGGGGAGGCUGAACAACGACACGAACGCUUCAUACAUAGCUGCGUCGUACGUGAAGUUCGUGGAAGCAGCUGGAGCUCGAGUGAUUCCCCUUAUCUAUAAUGAACCGGAAGAGAUUCUUUUCGAGAAGCUUGAACUGGUUAAUGGCGUGAUUUUUACAGGCGGGUGGGCUAAAUCCGGCUUGUACUUUGAGGUGGCUCAAAAGAUUUUCAAGAAAGUUAUAGAGAAGAAUGACAGGGGAGGCCAUUUCCCACUAUAUGCCAUUUGUUUGGGUUUUGAACUUUUAACAAUGAUUAUCAGUGAAGACAAAAAUAUUCUUGAAACAUUUGCUGCAUCAAAUCAAGCCUCUACUCUCCAAUUUGUGAACAACAUUAAUAUUGAAGGAACAGUAUUUCAAAGAUUUCCUCCAGCUUUGCUGCAAAAGCUAGAAACAGAUUGCCUAGUCAUGCAAAACCAUAAGUAUGGCAUUUCACCAGAGAAACUUGAAAAUACUCCAAACUUGUCCAGAUUCUUCAGGAUCUUAACGACAAACACAGAUGAAAAUAACCAGGUAUAUAUCUCGACCGCACAAGCACAUAGUUAUCCUGUCACGGCCUUCCAGUGGCAUCCAGAGAAAAAUGCUUUUGAAUGGGGCUCGAGUAUGAUUCCACACUCAGAAUACGCCAUUGAAGUGACGCAACAUGUUGCAAACUUCUUAAUCAGAGAGGCUAGGAAGUCGCUGAACAGGCCACCUGUUUGGAAAGUGCUUGAAAACCUUAUUUAUAAUUAUAGCCCCACAUAUUGUGGAAAAGCCGGGAGGGGCUUCGAUGAGGUCUACAUCUUUACACAACGUCAAGCUCGAAUUUGAUAGGGUUGCUCUCGAGUACAGGGCCUCUGCUAUCAUAAGCCAAAGAUGUAUGUUGCUGGAUAUAUGUAUAUUGUUGACAUUGUAUGUGAUUUUAUGGAUUGUGAGAUCUGAAUCACAAUGUGCUUUUAUGGUUUGUGAGUUCUGAAUCCGAUUGCUCUCUUCGUAUAUGCAAGUUAUGGACUGGAACUGGAUGCUUGCUACUAGUAGAAAUAACAGGAAGAGAAUGUUUUCUUUGUA